Messenger RNA from Alternaria ventricosa, 1461 nucleotides. RefSeq lists its product as uncharacterized. The record is from RefSeq and is a predicted model, not a curated record. Lineage: Eukaryota; Fungi; Ascomycota; Dothideomycetes; Pleosporales; Pleosporaceae. The coding region runs from base 1 to 1461 and encodes 486 amino acids. The transcript is spliced from 2 exons.
AUGACAGAACUGCGUAACACCAUCUACGAGCACUUCAUCGACCUCAAACCAUGGCCAUGUUGCGCCAAUGCCCCAAAUCUACUCUGGAUUAAUCAGCAAAUUCGCGCCGAGUUCGGAUCGUUAUACUUGAGUCAAGACAAUACCACAGUCUCUUUCUACCACCUCGCCGACUUUCUACGCCUCUUCGUCCUUCCCCCAGCAAACCUCUUUACGAAGGACGUUGCUUACAAGGUCACCGUAGAGCUCUGCUACUGUGACACUCCAUGGGACAGUUGGGUGCUCGACCUGGUUGAAGUCGUCUCGAUCAUGCGCCAAUAUCCAUUGGUUGACAUCGUGUGGGCCAUGCCACCCUUUUGCUGGCCUCCUUGGUUCGAUCACUUUGAUGUGGCUCGGCCCGUGUCUAUUAUGAGAAGUAUGGAAGAUCAGGAGUUCGAGCUGUUAACGUCCGGUGACCUUAUUGUGCGAGAUAGGCCUUAUGGCAUGAGCCUGGACUUUGAAUUGGAGGAUCGCUGUACCGAACAAGAUUAUGCCCAUAUUCAAUUCAAGCUUGGAGGGCUCAAGGGCGAGUGUGGAGAACUGCGCAAUACCGUCUACAAGUACCUCCUCGACCUCGAGCCAUCUCUCGACCAGAGUAUCCAGUUCCUCCAAGUCAAUCGGCAGAUUCGCUCCGAAUUUGGGUCACUAUAUCUGAGCCAGGGCAACGCUAUAGUACCUCUUGACUGCCUCAUGCCCUUCCUGCGAGACACCUUCCAGCCUAUCGCUAGCCAGAGACCAAAGGACUUCACUUGCAGCUUCCGUGUAAAGCUCGACUGGAAUGAUAUCUGUUGGCACAGGAGCUUCUGGGACCUCGAUCUCUUUGAAACUGUCGCAUUCAUGCGUGGAUAUCCUUUACUCAACAUUGAGUGGGACCUGAACCCUUUCAACCGCUGUAGUUACUCUAAUCACUCCAACCGCCCUGCCCACUCCGGCCGCGGCGACCGCUCCGACGUACCUGAAGAAGAAGAAGCAGGAACCGAAAUCGACGACGAAGACGACGACCAAGACCAAGACGAACCUGAUGAGGCAGGAUCUGAGGAAUCACAACCUGAGGAGUCAGAAUCGGAGGAAGCAGACUCUGAGGAAGAAGAGAUAGCAAUUCCGCCUCAUUCCGCUCGAGUCACUUUCAGUGUUGACGACAUAGACAUCGACGCACCCCUGUCAAUACUCAGAAACCUGGAGGAUGAGCUGUACGCGAAGUUGGCUGCUAUUGAUCUGUCUUUAUCUGUCAGGCCACCUUUAGAUGAGAGGUUCAGUGCCGGUCUAGUAGCCUAUCUUGACAUCGCUCUGAUGGCGAACUGUACGGAACAAGACUUCGAAGACGUUGGGCUUGAUGUUGAAUGCGGAGGCAUCAAAGUGCGUUUUCAUAUAGCGCAUGAGCCAGAAAGCGAAUACAAUGUCUCCGGGAGUGAGGAAGACGAAUAG